CACUCUCGCACACACACCCUCCAAUGCACGCUUGCUACCUGCUCAGUUCUCAGCCGCCGUGCGUGGGCGUGUAGUCCUCUCCGUACCAAAUCACCGGCACUCUGGCAACAAGAAAACCAGUUGGUCUCUCACCCCUCAGGACUGAAAUGUGCUUCGUCUCCUGUGAUUGAUGCCUAAUUCUGUGUGAAGCUGCCGACGGGAGCACGCGGGGGGAAAAAGGAGUGCUCUGACUCCCAACCCCGACCCAGACCCCCCGUCCCAAAAAGCAGCAGAUGUGAAAGGAGAGGAGAGGCGGAGAAAGAGAAACAAAAUCUCCCCAGCCCCUCCUUCCCUCAUCUGGGAGAACAAUACCCAGCCUCCAGUUGGAGAGGGUCAGCUUUUGUCCCUCUCCCCACGCUCCCGCUCAAGAGCAGGAGCAGACAGACGCGCUGACACAUUGACCUGCUGCUGUGAGAGGAGACGGUGUACAACAGACGCUGCACACUGCAUGGUUUGAUUCAGUACUUGGACAGCUCCUGAGUAACAACCAGUGGGACCCGUGUAUUUCCAUGAGUGAGUAGAGACUGCUGCCUAUUUUGGUUUGGAGACCAAGAGCUACACAUGCAGCCCCCGUGUUCGCUCCAGCUCGGCCCCUGUGGCCCCUCUCCCUCCCUGGGAUCGCAGGGAAACACAGGCAGCCUCCAGCAGCUGGAAGAAAAGCAGCUCUUUGAGAAGUUUUGGAAGGGCACUUUCAAGGCUGUGGCCACCCCAAGACCAGAGAGCGUCAUUGUGGCCAGCAUCACCGCCCGCAGGAGGGUGACUGACUCAGAAACAACAGCCUGCCAGCUGCUCAAGACUGAUGAGAGGAAAGUGGCAGACACCAGGGUGGACACUGCCGACAGAAAUGGCUGCAUCAAAGGAAAAGGACGCAAACACCACAGUCAUCGCAGGGUCAGGAGCCCCUCCUUUGAUGAGCAGCUCUCCCCUCGGCCCAAGGGGAAGAAGAAGAAGAGGAAAUCCGAUCGGAAGAGGAAAAGGAAAAGGUCUCAUUCCCACAGCCUGUCACCACUGAGGAAGAAGAAAAAGAAGAAGAAGAAGAGCUCCAAGAAAAGCAAGCGGCAUAGGUAUACCUCCAAGAAGUCAAAACACAGCUCCUCAAGUUUAAAACAUAAGAGGAAGGAUGAGCGCAAGCACAAGAAAAGUUCCCGGACUCACUCGCGGCGGAGACGACGCUAUCGGAGGUCAGAGUCGGACAGUUCUUCCUGCCAAUCUUCCACAGAGGACAGAAACCAUCUGCAAAAAUCUGUGGUACAUCAGGCAUUAGGAGACCUGGCAGCUGUAGGGGAGGAGACCGACGGAGUGCUCCAACACACGGACAUGAAGUGGAGACCCGCAACCAAAUCAGUGUGUAAAACGGCUCCAAAAUAUCGCUCCAUCCUCUCAACCGGCACCAUUUUGUCGUCAAAACCUGGAAGCGAGCUCUUGCACGGAAAUGGGUCUCAGCAUUUAUCGGGCCAGACCGAAGGUCCGCACGAUUACGAUUCUGGGAAUGACACGUCUUCACCGCCAUCGAGCAAAACUGGUGUUUCUCGGGCGAGUGUCACUGACAACAAGAGGAACCACUGUCAACGUCUGGCCUCUCCUGAGAAGCUGAAGUUCACUGACAGAGACAAUGCCUCAGAUUCAGGAAAUUCUGUCACCAGCUACGCUUCCUUAUGCAAACCUUAUGGGGAGGACAGCUUGUCUGCAACCCUUUUCAGUGGAAACAGCAAGAGAGAGCAGAUAACUUUGGGGUGUCGAGUAGAGGUUGUGAAACCUCCAAAGACGUCCAGCUGUUCACAGAGGAUGAGCGAGUCAUCUCGAAGGCGACAGAGAACCCGUUCGUUUAGCAGCAGGAGCAGGAGCAGAUCCUCAGGGAGCUCCAGAUACUCCGGACGCUACUCUCGAAGCCCGUCGCUGUCGUCUUGCAGCUCGUACUCGCGCUCUCCGAGUUAUUCAGCUGACCUGAGGCGACGAGGCAGCGUGGCAAGCCUGAGCUCCAGAGGAAGCUACUCCAGAUACAGUGCUGACAGACUACGAGACAGAAAGAGAGCACCUAGCUACAAAGAGACAGAUGUGAAGCAUGCACAUAAGGUUAGUGGGAAGAGACGAAGACGCAAAUCCUACUCUCCUAUGAAGAAAAGGAGAAGAGACUCGCCAAGCCAUCUGGAAGCACGCCGAAUCACAAGUGCCAGGAAGCGACCCAUCCCUUACUUCCGACCUAGUCCUUCCUCUACCAGUCGGUCCACCAGCGUGUCAUCCUGGAGCAGCCUCUUCACCCGCAGCCGCAGUCGCAGCCCGAUCCACAGCAUCAGCCGGAGCAGGAGCCGGAGCUGGAGCCGCAGCCGCAGCCGGAGCCGGAGCCACAGUUACUCCUCCUACAGGAGCUACAGUCGCAGUUCGUCCUGGAACUCAAUCUUUGGGACGCGUAGUCGCAGCAGGAGUCGCGGUUCGUUGAACAAACGCAACAAAACCAGGCAUUAGGUUUCCUAGAGAACAUUAAGGGACUGAAGCGCCAGUCUUGUUUUCCCACUUGAGAACGAGGACAGUGGAUGUUGGAGCAAUCGACUGUGUGCGUCUCCGUGCUCCACUUUGACGCUUGAGUGGAAAUGUCCCAGCAGGGGUCCGACCAUGAGGCAGUCCUGUUCGCUCUGCCCACAGAGACAACUGGAGACUGAAUGUCCUUUUGUUUGUUUGUUUUGUUCUUGUACUGCAUCCUCUUGCAUCAGCACUCACUAUGGCCUGCGACUGUUCAUCUCUUAGAUACUUACAGUAGAAACUGCACAUAACAAAGACUUUUUUUAGCCUGUGCACAUCCCAUUAAAUUAUUCUUUUAAAUUACUGCUUUGAAAUGAUAAACUUUCUAUUUAUUUUAAUAUUGAUGGUUCUCUAAAAUGGUACAUAACAAGGUGUAAUGAUAAUGAGACACCCCAACAAGGGUGGAAAUGACUUAAAUCUGACAUUUAACAGGACAUCAGACCUUUACUGUCUCAUGUCAGGUAUGUAUGUCCUAGGUUUUGCACCAAGAAGUGAGGUAUUGAAGUGACAUUUGAGCCACUUCAUCCAACUGUUUACAAAUGGCUUCAGAGGGAUCGUUAUCAGGAAUAAGAAAAAAGGUUUAUUGUUCUGAUGUCGCCACUUCACAAGGUGGAGAACAAACGUGUUUCCACUGAAAAAUGAAUCAGAGAGGUUGGCCUGACGGCGAGCAAACUGCCUGUCAGCUCAAAUGUCAAAUUAAUUUAUCCUCUGAUCAAGUGGAAAACAAUUGAAAUGUCAGUCCAUGUAAUACAACAGAGAGCAAUCAUAACAUUGUGCAGGGACAGAGGAGGUGUUUUUCACUCGACAACUUGUGGCAAACAAAACAUGUAAUGAAUUUGUUUUGGGAAAAGGAUAUUUAAAGGUAAAGAUAAUGUACAUUUUAUCUAUUUCAAAGCUUAAAUUAACAUCUUGUAUCAGGUACAAGUAUCAGUCUGAUUUUUGUUUAUUUGAUUUUUGUAAAGCACAGGAAGAAAAAGCUGUACCUCAUUUGGUUGCAACAUGUUGAAAAUAAGCUUAUGAACAGCAUUAAUUCUCAAUUUACUUGAAUAAUGUUUUCUUGCUACCAACUCAUAUAUCAACUGUGUUUUUGCUCUUGAUCACAAUGGAAGGUCAAGUUCUGAAUUGUGCAGCACCAUACAUAUUUAUUACUUAUUUAAUAUUUAUUGGUUUGUUGUCCCUCUCGGUAGUGGUCAGUCUUUCUAUGCAACACUGUCAGUUUAUAGUUGUUAUGACACUGCUGUCGUUUAUUUUUGGUUUGUUGUAAAUUAUUCCUUUUGGUUUUGGCUCCUAACUCACACAUAAACCUCAAAGCAGAUGUUCAAAAGACUGGAGUGGCAGAACAGAUCCUUCCUGUCUGACUGGUGUUUUAAAUGCUUUUGUGAAAAGCAAAACUUCAGUGGUUUUGGGAAAUAUCUUCAUUUUCUUUCUUGCUGAGAGAUUUAGAUGAGAAGAUUAAUUCCACUCAUGUCUGUUUUCUAAAUAUGAAGCUACAGAGAGCAGCCAGUUAGCUUUAAAGCUUAACACCACUGAAAUCUGCUGUUACACUUAGUUUGAAUCAACAAGUUGUGGUUUUGCAGGUUUUCUGUCAGACACACAAAACAACAGCUUGACAUCUUUACUCCUCAGUUUUGGUUUUUCAGCAAACAACAUAUAAUGUGUUGAUUAGUGAGAUGUUGCUAGGUGGAUUUUGUUACUUUGUGGCAGAGCCAGGUUGCCUCUUUACCCCGUCUCCAUUCUUUUUGUUAAGUCAACCAGCUGCUGAUCAUAACUUCACAUUUAUCUCACAGGCACGAGAGUGGCAUCGAUCUUUUCAUUUAAUUCUGCGAAGGAGCAAAUAAGCAUAUUUCCCAAAAUGUCAAACCACUUCUUUAAAUUUAAUUUCGAGGCUGCUUUGACUCCAGAGUUUUAAUCUGCCAAAAGUUUGAAACUGCCUCUCCAUAUAAUUAAGAGAGUUAUAUUUCUCAAUCAUUUCAAAUCCAUCAUCCUGUCUGUAUUAACUGCUCCAGGCCUGACAGACUGCUCUCUAUGCACUCAAUACUCUCAGCUUAUUUCCCUGAAUGUCAACUAAAUUGGACGAAUGAGGGAAAUAUGAUGCCGGAAGAGGAAGAAACUUGGCACAAAAGUCCUCCAUAAACUACAAACUGACGACGACUCGUGUCAAGCGGCAGUGACGAGGUGCCAGCGGAUGAUUUGUGCAGUCAUGUUGAUAAUCUCCCUAGAUGGGCACCCAGGCCAACCCCUCCUUUCACAAUGUAAAGUUUGCAUCAGUUCUUGUGCAAAGUAAUUUUAAAUAUGUAAUUACUGUGGUGUAAAUAUGCAUCUGCAUUGUAUAAAUCAUACAAAAGGUGGUAUUAUAUGAUUUACAGAAUGUGAUUUGGCCUUUGUUGGAUGUUAAAAUGUUGGUAUGGAUAUGAUGCAUUGACCAGUGAAGUAGGAAAAUAAGACAAAAUGCCAGGUAGGCAUCAAUCAGUGGACUCUAGAUGUCUUUGUGUGUAAGAUCCCUCUGAUCGUGUCUUUUGUUAUUUUUGAAAAACUCCAAUAAGAAGGUCAUAUAGCAAUAGUGAUCCAGUGUUUCAGUGUUAAAUUAUGCCUACUCUGCCCUUUUCCCAUGUGAAGGCGCAUAUUGCAAAAGCAUAUGUUUUUCAUACUGUCACAUUUUAUCUUGUGUCAGUGUGAACUCCACAUCGUAAUAAUGUGUCACCUGGAAAUUGAAUCGUCCCCGCCAUAACCCCAUGAAAUCAACUUCCCCUUUCACUGCGUGUUCAGAAUAAGCUAUAUAAAAUCAUGUUCUGAAUAAAACGCCUCCGCAGUCUUUCUUUUAUGUUCCGGAAACAGAUGAAAAACACACUUAUUUACCACAGUAAACAGAGGUCGUCUUCACAAAGCUGACUUCUUAGCUGUUUUGUUUUAUCCGUACUGUGACAUCAGCGUGUUUGACACGAAGCUCUGCGUUAUUUUCUAUUAAAAAGCCGGUGAGUCACCCAGAGGAGGGGGCCCCAACUGUGUUAUGAGUGACAUGUGGACAGUAACUUAAUUUGGUAAAAAGGGAGGCCGGUCUUUGGUCAGCUGUUGCACCUACACUGUAAAUAAUAUCCACAUCAGCAAGUCAUUUAACUGUCAUUUAAACCUUAUGAUGUGUUUUGACCUGAAUACAAAGCAGAAAUGUUUCAUUUAAAGUGGAGCAAGUCAGUCUACUAUCACAUUCCUUCCACUGUGAAGAUUUGAAGGUUUACUAUUGCCUCUGACGUGGGUCAUUUUUUGCAGUGUGAUCGUUCUCCAGAUCCUCCCAGCACUUUCCCGACACUUGCUCUGUGCGACUCACCGUCUGGAAGCCGAGCGCAGUAUAAAACCCACAGCCAGGAGGAAUUAGACCAGUUCACUUGAGGGUCUAAGAAGCUUGAUGUCCGCUCCGGAGUUUGUUGUUGGAUCAACAGGUGACUGAUUGCGUAACGGUGAUGCGCGUAAUCCAAAAGAGAUAAAGUUUUACCACGCAGGCGCAGGAAACUUCUGACUUAAAAAGAAAAAAAAAAAAAACUUUUGUUUGAGGGUUGUUUUGGUACCAAAAGCUGAACUCUUUCUG
This is a messenger RNA of Lates calcarifer (barramundi perch), 6136 nucleotides long. RefSeq names its product serine/arginine repetitive matrix 4 (gene srrm4). Gene Ontology annotation, cellular component: nucleus. The record is from RefSeq and is a predicted model, not a curated record. Gene Ontology annotation, molecular function: mRNA binding. Gene Ontology annotation, biological process: neuron maturation; mRNA processing; regulation of RNA splicing. NCBI's taxonomy places the organism in Eukaryota, Metazoa, Chordata, Actinopteri, Centropomidae. The transcript is spliced from 13 exons. Bases 601 to 2502 code for a protein of 633 amino acids.